This is a messenger RNA of Trematosphaeria pertusa, 240 nucleotides long. RefSeq lists its product as uncharacterized. Lineage: Eukaryota; Fungi; Ascomycota; Dothideomycetes; Pleosporales; Trematosphaeriaceae. Bases 1 to 240 code for a protein of 79 amino acids. The transcript is spliced from 2 exons. The record is from RefSeq and is a predicted model, not a curated record.
AUGGGUUUGAUUGAGAAGCUUCAAGCCAGACUUGAGCUCUACCGCCUCGAGCAGCGCUACACACGCCGCGAAAAGCGCACCACCUUCUUCAGCGAUGCCCAGUACGUCGAUGGCGAGUACGUCUACGCGUCGAGCCCCACGUCAACCAAGACCUCGUCUUCUACCAGCAGCAAACGACUCAGCAAGGGCCCUGCCGUCCGCAUAAGAGAGUUUGCACGCGCUGGCACCGGCCGUUCGUAG